UUGGUGACACACGGCCACGGACGGAGAGGAAGCCCAAGACAGGGAGGACUGAGUCCCUAACCGCCAUUCUAGGUGUACCGCGCGCGCGCUGAUUCACACCACCGACCGCAACAUUCUCGACCGAAAAUCUCACACUAGAACGACUACAUCACCGCCCUGCCGGCCUUCAUUCGACGCGGCAACCAGGGAAAAGGCUCCUCUACACCUCCUCCAGACCCUCCGAACCCGGUAAAACAACCGUCAACGGCGACCACAAGCGUUUCGAUCAACUCACACACCCCGAACACCCCCUACGCGGCGUGUAUAAAUCAACCGACCUCUCCUCAUCUCCUCCUCCUCCUCAUCCUCCUCCUCCUCCUCCUCCUCCUCCUCCUCCUCCUCCUCCUCCGACGUAAGGCUUGCAUAAUCAUGUCGGAGACGACGUCGGGGAAGUGGUUCAACUUGGGAGGUGGCGGAGCGGACUCCCAGCCGGCGUCGUCGCAGUCUAGCCGCUUCCCGUCCAUACCCAACGUCAACAUCCCGGGAUUCCGGAGGGAGCAGGAACCGACGCUAGCGAACGAGAUGUGCGAGAUGUGCCCGUCCCUGACCUUCCAGCAGCGGGUGGGGGGCUUCGUGGUCUGCCUCGCGCUGGGGUACCUGCUGUCCUUCCUCAGCACGGCCAUGCUCUGGUCCGGAGACCUGUCCUCGUUCGCGCUCAUCUACUGCCUCGGCUCUCUCAUCGCCAUCGGCGCUACCUCGUUCCUGAUCGGCCCUCGUCGGCAGUGCGGCAAGAUGUUCCACAAGAAGAGACGGAUCGCGUGCGUCAUUUACCUCGUCUUGCUCUUCGCGGUCAUCAUCUUGGCCUUUCUCGGCACCCCGGCAGGCAUCAUCCUGCUCAUUCUCAUCGUGCAGAUGUGCGCCGCCGUGUGGUAUACGGCCUCGUACAUCCCGUACGGCCGGGCGAUGAUCAAGGGCACCUUGUGUCCGUGCCUCAAGGACCUUGAAAACCAAGAUGGGUAGUAGUACAUACUGUACAGUAAUCCAUUUAGCGACGAGGUGACGGAACCGUCAGUAGAGCUGUACAGCUUGUCUUUGUUUCCUUUCUUCUUUUGCUCUUUUGCUUGAUGUUUUGCUCUUGUGAGAGUGUUUUGUCGGUGUGUGGGGGUGGGGUACGGUUCGGUAGGCUCUUCAUUUUCUUUGUUUUUCGCUUGCCUUCGGUGCUAGCUAGGGUUGUUGUCGCCGAGGUCACGGGACGAUGGUACACAGCUCGAUUGAGAGCAACGAAUGUUCUUUGUAGGGAGCGUAAGGCGCACAGAAGGCAGGCAGCAAACAGGCGGGCGCGCUGAACAAGAAGCGUGCUUCACACUGGCCCUCAGCUAUCCAGCUAGCCGCGAGAACACGGGUGCGAAUGUUUGAAUUGAAUCACACUUUCACGAGACAAACCUUGGUCGAGCUUUUGGCUGGACUGACGUGCACGGAGGCCGUAAACGUACGCUCUUCUUCACCUGUUUCACGAAGGACGAAAAGUUGUGCACCUUCACGACUUAUUGGCAGUCCUUUUGGUCAUGUGUCGAGGACCAAAAAAGUGGAACUUCGCUGAAUGCGUGUCAGGAAAAAAUAAACACGGCGGGGUGAAAGUGGGCGUCGAUUGAUGAGCGAGGCCUAUUUCGCUGACUCUCUACCCCGCUCGCUCUUUUACGAGUCGCUUUUUUACCAGGGACCAUACAUACGUCGUUUACCCUACA
This is a messenger RNA of Ectocarpus sp. CCAP 1310/34, 1724 nucleotides long. Lineage: Eukaryota; Phaeophyceae; Ectocarpales; Ectocarpaceae. The record is from the annotation of a GenBank genome assembly.